AAAAAAAAAAAAAAAAAGCCACUUCCUAAGUAGCAGCAGUGAGUCGUGCGCUCCUGGAAACUUGUGCAACAGACUGCUGACUUCAGGAGGCAUCUCUGGCUGUCUGUGUCCGUCUGUCCGUCUGUCUGUCUGCUGCCGGGCUGCUCUCAGGAAUGCAGCGGGACGUGUGAGGAAGCUGCUCCUGCUCGAGUCGGACAGAUCUUUUCCAGUGUCCAGCCAUUGUGAGGGGCUGCGGUGAGGAGAGAAUGCUGACCAGGCUGCUUCUCCAACAAGUCACUCCAAACUUCUCAUCAGCGACCUGCGAGGAUUAUUAAAGGACUGAGAGCCUCGCGGCGACCUCCUCCUCCUCCUCCUCUUCCUCCUCCUCUUCUUCUUCUUCAUCAUCACCAUGGGCUGCAGCAAGGUGACGUGGGGGGUGGUCGGGGCGGCUGUCGUCAUCACGUUAAUAACGAUCCCCGCGGUGUACUUCUCCAACAAGUCUGGGGGGGCCAAGCGGCCGUACACAUUUGAAGAUUACUUCAAUGACACCAUUAGGUGGAAAUCCUUCAAUGUGUACUGGAUAUCAGACAAGGAGUAUCUGCAUAAAGACAGAGACGGGAAUCUCUUCCUCUACAACGCUGAAAUAAAAGAGCAGUCUCUAUAUCUGAGCAAUUCAACCUUUGCUCAAGUGGAUGCCUCAGGUUACUUGUUGUCAGGUGAUUAUAAAUACAUCGCUUUUGAGAGCAAUUACACAAAGAAAUGGAGACAUUCGUACACGGCCUCUUACUCCAUCUACGACAGGGAGAGCUCGAAAUUUGUGAUGCCUGUGACUCUUCCCACCACUGUGCAAUACUUUGCCUGGGCCCCAACGGGAAACAAAUAUGCUUACAUCACAGACUACAACAUUUUCAUCAAAUCCGAUGUCAAUGCUGAAACUGUACAAGUGACCCACAACGGGAAAAAGAACGAGAUCCAAAAUGGAGUCCCUGACUGGGUAUAUGAGGAGGAAGUGUUUGCGUCAAACGGGGCGAUAUGGUGGUCAUCGACUGGAAAGUACUUGGCCUACGUAGAGUUUAAUGAUACAGACGUUCACAAAGUGGAGUUUUCCUGGUUCGGAUCUGAGCAGUAUCCUGAGACAGUGAUUUUUCCGUACCCAAAGGCUGGAUCUCCCCUCACCAAGGUCAAGCUGUUUGUUGUCGAUACCACCAAUCCAUCCCGUCGUACUCAGGUGGUCGCCCCUGCUUCUGUCGCUUCUGGUGAUCACAUUUUGUGCUCAGUGACCUGGCCCACAGACGAGCGCGUCGCUGUGCAGUGGCUCACAAGGAAACAGAAUUACGUGGUCGUACAGAUCUAUGACUUCGAUGGAAGCAACUGGAGAGAAAAACAGAAAUUUGAGCAAACAAGCAAGACAGGCUGGGUCGGCCAUUACGUGCCACUACCUAUAUUCUUCGCCAAAGACAAUCUCAGCUUCUACAAAGUGAUGAGUGACACUAAGGGAUACAAACACAUUCAUUAUGUGAAAGAUGGCAAAGCAACACCUAUUACCUCUGGGAAGUGGGAAGUCAUCUACAUCUCCAAAUUGACAAAAGAUGCCAUAUACUAUGUGAGUAAUGAGUACCAAGGAAUACCCGUGAAGAGAAAUCUUUACAAGGUCAUGAUUGGAAGCAGCCCCUCCGCCCCUCAGUGCCUCACCUGCAGCCUGAAUGAGGACAGGUGUCAGUACAACUCGGCUUACUUCAGCUCUGACGCCUCUUACUACCGAGUGGACUGCUACGGACCUGGUCUGCCCCUCUACAAACUCAUCGACAACCGGGGACCAGGUGUAGACCUUGGCGUUCUUGAAGAUAACAAGGAUCUGGAAAACAUCCUGUCCGAAUUCCAAAUGCCAACAAUGAAGUAUGGCACACUAAAGAUUGCAGGAUUUGAUCUUUGGUACCAAAUGAUGUUACCACCAAACUUCAAGAAGUCUAAAAAAUAUCCUCUUCUUAUCGACGUGUACGGGGGCCCCUGCAGUCAGCGGGUGGACUAUCGCUUCAAGCUCAACUGGGGCACGUACCUGUCCAGCUCACAUGGGAUCAUCAUCGCCAGCUUCGAUGGAAGGGGAAGCGGUUACCAAGGCGAUGCAAUAUUGCACGCAAUCUACAAGCGCCUUGGGACGUUUGAAGUGGAGGAUCAGAUGACGGCUGUGAGGAAAUUCAUUGACAUGGGCUUUAUCGACAAAGACCGGAUAGCGAUUUGGGGCUGGUCAUAUGGCGGUUAUGUCACCUCGAUGGCCUUGGGUGCUGGAACUGGACUCUUCAAGUGUGGAAUAGCAGUGGCCCCUGUUGCCAAGUGGGAAUAUUAUGAUGCGGUGUACACUGAACGCUACAUGGGCACUCCCACAGACAACUCAGACUCCUACAAAAAUUCCUCAGUGAUGGCCAGAGCGAAGAACUUCAAAACAGUCAGCUAUCUUUUGGUCCACGGCACAGCAGACGACAAUGUCCAUUUCCAGCAGGCAGCACAGAUCUCCAAAGCUCUGGUGGAUGAGCAGGUGGACUUUGAGGCAAUGUGGUACACUGACAAGGACCACGGUCUCAGGGGAUCAGCCAUGCGUCACAACUACGCCCUCAUGAGUCACUUCCUGCAGAAAUGCCUCCUAAAUCCCAAAUAGAUGUGAAGAAUGUGACAGCAUUUAUAGGGAACAUUGCCAAAUUUGUUGUUGUUUUUUCAAUUUUUUUUAUAUAUUUUAUCUCACUGAUCUGAUCUAGUAUCAGGUUAAAAACUGUACAUUUGUUUUUUUAUGUGCAAUGGAUGUUUGAUCGCUCGUACAAAUUAGCACUUGUAUUUUUAUGUGGAAUUAUGGAAACAUUUGUCAAAAUAUGUGACAUUUAUAACUUACUAAAAAGCCAUUGCAUGCAUUUAUGGUUAAACGCCUUUUUUAUAUGUGAAUAUGAUGACAUACAAUAGAUGAAUUGCACUGCACUGAACUGGAGUGUUGAUUAUGAUUUGUGUCGCAGUCAUGUUCCGAUGAAAGCGGAAUAAACAUUGUUUGAAUUUA
This is a messenger RNA of Acanthopagrus latus (yellowfin seabream), 3019 nucleotides long. Its product is annotated as fibroblast activation protein, alpha. Gene Ontology annotation, biological process: proteolysis. Lineage: Eukaryota; Metazoa; Chordata; Actinopteri; Spariformes; Sparidae. The transcript has 26 exons. The coding region runs from base 389 to 2632 and encodes 747 amino acids. The record is from RefSeq and is a predicted model, not a curated record. Gene Ontology annotation, molecular function: dipeptidyl-peptidase activity; serine-type endopeptidase activity.